Podospora pseudopauciseta is the source of this 1181-nucleotide messenger RNA. RefSeq lists its product as uncharacterized. NCBI's taxonomy places the organism in Eukaryota, Fungi, Ascomycota, Sordariomycetes, Sordariales, Podosporaceae. The record is from RefSeq and is a predicted model, not a curated record. Gene Ontology annotation, cellular component: cytoplasm; nucleus. Bases 414 to 1118 code for a protein of 234 amino acids. The transcript has 2 exons.
GGAAUGUGGUUGUGAAUUGCUGCUAUUUGUCCAGUUGGUCUAGAUAACCUCUAUUAAUUUUCGCUGUUUGCUGCUGUUUUGCUGGGAGCUCCAGCAACGAACUGAAGUCAAGUCUGGAAAACGGCUUCCCCAAAUGCCCCAGAUAGAACAACGUCAUCACUGCAACGCAGUGACCAGGGGUCUGGGCCUUUCCCCCGCAUUAGUCAUCCCCAGCUGGGGUAUCCAGGCCGUUGGAGCUUGCUCACCCCACCCAUUUCGACAACGGAAGAUCUUGACACAUCCAAGGACACCAUUGACCGUGGGCAAUUUCUGUAUAAGCUGAUACUUGGCUCUCGCAACUCACCAGCCUUACAGGCUCUUCAGUGUAAUCACAGGCCCCAUCAAAUACAAACCAUCUCUAUACUCGAUCGACAAUGGAACAGCAAAUACCCCUCUCCCACGAAGCCUCGGCCGGCGACACCAACAUGCGCAUCACCAACUCCCUCCCAACAGAAGUAGUCCAAUGCCUCGAAAACGCCCGCUUCCUCCACCUGGCCACCUGCCACGACAACGUCCCCCACGUCUCCCUCAUGAACUACACCUACCUCCCCUCCUCCCCAUACGGCAACAACCUCCCCGAAAUCGUCAUGACCACCAACCCCGCCUCCAAAAAGAUGAACAACCUCGCCGCCAACCCCAACGUUUCCCUCCUCGUCCAUGACUGGGUAUCCCACCGCCCAACCACAACCUCCCAAUCCCGCCGCCUCUCCAACGGCCACUCCCCCGCCCGCGCCGAUCCCCCCUCCUCCCUCGCAGCCCUCCUCUUCAAUCUCAACACCUCGGCCGUCUCCUCCAUCAGCGCGACCAUAAACGGGUCCGCUCGCCUGGUGGAGCGCGGCAGCGAGGAGGAGAAGUACUACCAGAAUAUCCACCUGGCCAAUAACACUUUUGAUUCCGCCGCUGGCCCGGCCGAGGAGAGCACAGCGAGGGAAGACGACGAGCGGGCGAGGUUACAUGAUGCGAGGGUGAUUGUGGUGGGGAUAAAGGACGUCAGGAUUGCGGAUUGGAAGGGCGCGGUAAGGGAUUGGGUGAUUUCGGGCGAGGGGGAGGAGAAUAGGGGGCAGGUUAAUGGGAUUUGAAAGUUGGGUAGCUUUGUAAAAGUGAUAAACUUGGGGAAUAGCAAGUGAGCGUAAUUUGGAUUC